GCGUAGCUACUAUUCUGAUUAACUUGAUAGAUCACCGCACUCUUAGCUUAUAUUCAACCUUAUUUACCGUUCAGUUUAUCAUUUUGCUACCAUUUUUGCUGCCAUUGGAGAAAUAAGUAUCUAAUUUGUGCUCAAAAUGGCAGCUGAAACGGUCUCGGAUUUGCGGAAGGCGUUUAGAAGCGGUAAAACGAAAGACAUUGAGUAUAGAAUUGAACAGUUGACUGCUUUGAAAAAGCUGAUUAACGAAAACGUUGAGGCUUUGACCAAUGCAGUGUUCAAAGAUCUGGGCAAGUGCAAAACUGAAUCGAUGCUAUUCGAAAUUGACAUGUUGGAAACAGAAAUCGAGGAAUGCUUGAAGAACAUUUAUAAAUGGACUGCGCCUGAUUAUGUAUCGAAAACUUUGAUGUACAAACCGAUGACAUGUUACAUCAAUAAAGAACCGCUUGGUGUUGUUUUGAUUAUCGGGGCCUGGAAUUUUCCCAUAAACUUGACACUGAUGCCGCUUAUUGGAGCUAUAGUUGCCGGCAACUGUGCUAUUGUAAAGCCCUCCGAAAUAUCGCCAGUGACUGCUCACCUUCUGGCAGAGAUGGUUCCAAAAUAUCUGGACCAGGAAUGUUACAGGGUCGUCUGUGGCGGAGUAAAAGAAACUACUGAGAUUCUAGAGGAGAGAUUCGAUAAGAUUUUUUACACAGGAAGUGGUAACGUGGGUAAAAUUGCGAUGACUGCCGCGGCUAAGUUUUUGACCCCUGUAGUUCUGGAACUCGGAGGGAAGAACCCGGCGUAUGUUUCUGAUGAUGCGGAUUUAGAAAUCACUGCCAACAGGAUUGCAUGGGCAAAGUUCACCAAUUGUGGACAAUUUUGUAUCGCACCUGAUCACAUUAUUUGCUCAAAAGUGGUGCAAGACAAGCUAGCAAACUGUUUAAAAGAAUCAAUUGAGUCAUUCUACGGAACAGUUGUUGCUAAAUCACCAGAUUACGGCAGAAUUGUGAACGAGCGACAUUUCGAGCGAAUCGAGGCGCUGCUUGAAGACAACUGCGAGAUAUUCUUCGGAGGCCUAAGAGAUAAAGACACACUUUUCUUUUCUCCAACCAUUCUGCUAAAUGUCUCAAAAGAUGCGAAAUGUAUGCAAGAUGAAAUAUUCGGACCGAUUCUUCCAAUAGUGACAGUUGAAAGCGAAGAGGAAGCGCUGGAGUUCGUGAAUUCUCGGCCGAAGCCUCUCAGUUUGUAUCUGUUCACUUCGUCUGGCGAAAGGAUUCGUAAGUGGCGAAAUGAGACUUCGAGUGGAUCCUUCGCUGCUAAUGACUGUGUCAUCCAAGGAGGUCUGUCGACGCUUCCCUUCGGAGGUGUUGGUCCCAGUGGAACAGGAAACUAUCACGGGAAGUUCUCUUUCGAAGCAUUCACACAUCAGAAGUCGUGUCUGGAGGCACCUCUUCGACUGGUGGAGGGAGCCAAUCACCGAAUGAGAUACCCGCCCUAUACUGAGAGGAAGUUGGCGUGGGCCAGAUGGAUCAUCUUUGGAAAAGGAGGCUCGUGUAAUAUUUUAUGAAGAUGAUAGAUAGCGACAGCUAAAUUAAACGAGAUAAAAUUAAUGCCCGAAAUAAAAUUGAUAGAUAAAUUAAAUAAGAUAAAUUGA
Symsagittifera roscoffensis is the source of this 1633-nucleotide messenger RNA. Its product is annotated as aldehyde dehydrogenase, dimeric NADP-preferring-like. Gene Ontology annotation, cellular component: cytoplasm. Gene Ontology annotation, molecular function: aldehyde dehydrogenase (NAD+) activity. The transcript has 3 exons. The record is from RefSeq and is a predicted model, not a curated record. Gene Ontology annotation, biological process: aldehyde metabolic process. Bases 137 to 1546 code for a protein of 469 amino acids. NCBI's taxonomy places the organism in Eukaryota, Metazoa, Xenacoelomorpha, Acoela, Convolutidae.